Messenger RNA from Mesorhabditis belari, 210 nucleotides. NCBI's taxonomy places the organism in Eukaryota, Metazoa, Nematoda, Chromadorea, Rhabditida, Rhabditidae. The record is from the annotation of a GenBank genome assembly.
AUGAAAUUCUUAAAACCGGAUAUUGGUGCCUACCCGACGUAUGUGGAAUUUCAAUCGACGCGAGAGGCUCGAAUCAAGAAGGGAGGCGUCGAUGGACUGCCGGGUAAUUGCAGAAUCAACGCACAACUCUACAAUUGCCUCUCUUCGAUGAACCUGCUAAAUCAGAGCUGUGUCGAGCAAGUUUUCACCUAUGGUAGGUUUGAAUUGCUU